UCGGUGAUUGUGACGCUUGGGUCAAUAGGGCUAUGGUGGCUGGCCUCCACACUAACAGGUCUACGCAGAUGCCGCCUUUCAUCCAUACGAGUUUCCGAGCGAAAAGUCUGGUUGCGUGGCAAGCCUCCUAAUACCGCUAUUCCACUGGUUGAAGUGAGAAUACAAUUAGUGCAGCCACCUGUCGGUAACGGUGGUAAAUCACCAGGAGCCGCAUUGCCAGUAGAUCCAGUGAUGCUGACAAGGGCUGGUGGACCGCAAAGUGACGAAGCAAAAUUCGUCUGUGCGGAACAAAGAAUGCCAUCAAUAAAAUAA
Messenger RNA from Protopolystoma xenopodis, 312 nucleotides. Lineage: Eukaryota; Metazoa; Platyhelminthes; Monogenea; Polystomatidea; Polystomatidae. The record is from the annotation of a GenBank genome assembly.